Ruditapes philippinarum (Manila clam) is the source of this 1330-nucleotide messenger RNA. RefSeq lists its product as uncharacterized. Gene Ontology annotation, molecular function: GTPase activity; GTP binding. The transcript is spliced from 4 exons. The coding region runs from base 66 to 950 and encodes 294 amino acids. The record is from RefSeq and is a predicted model, not a curated record. NCBI's taxonomy places the organism in Eukaryota, Metazoa, Mollusca, Bivalvia, Venerida, Veneridae.
CUCUUGUAAAAUUCAAGGAACACUUGAAAAAGUUCAAAUCCGCUGCCGACAAGAAUUCAAGAGCCAUGUGUCAACAUAGACUGGAAAUUCUUAACUUGAAAGUGAUGCGCAAAGUUAAGAAUCGUGUGUAUUGUCAUCCUGCUGGAUAUGAUGAGUAUAUGACAGAUCUUAACUGGAUCAUUAAACAAUACAACAAAGAUGCACCUUGUCUUGGAACUAAGGCUAGAGAAUCUUUGCAAGAAUAUUUAGACGGUAAAGAGUCUGAGGAGGAACAGGUUUAUCAAAUGGUUUUAGAAGCACAAGAAGAAGGGACUAAAGAGAAGCCUAAACCACGGAUACAACGCCUCAGCUCUCUGACUGAAAUUCAUCCAGAAGAAGCUGAAAAUAAAAGAAUAAAAGAAGACGAAGAAAAGAAGAUAGAGGAUGAAAUCAAGCGUGAUAUAACUGUCCUACAAAUAAACGGUAUGAACAGUAUUGGAACACAAUAUCUGGAGAUUCUCGAAAUGAAAGUUAACGAACUCGAGCGUGUGAAAAGCGAGUUAUCAGCUGACGACCCAUAUUACGAGUCACUCCUGUUGGAAACAGAAUAUUGGAAAAAAUUGUUGGAAAAAGCAACUUGGAAUCAACCUCAAUACAAAAGCAAACAGGAUAAUGUACCGGAUUCUUCUCAACAAGGAGAGCAACUAAAAACUAAAGAACACACAGAAACCGUUCAAAAAGCAGACUUCAACCAAAGCAGCGGAGUAACAGAUCAAAACGAAAGAGAACCGACGAGAAAGAAUGCCCCUUUGCCGGUUUACGAUGAAAAUUAUUUACGUGUCAAACCGAAGCCAUUUCCAGCCAAUAAAGAGUCUAUCGACCCCAAAGUUAUCGAAGAGUUUGACAAGAAAACUGCGCCUAAAGUAAAAAAAGAUAAAUACAAAAAAGACAAGGACUGUUUUAUUCUGUAAUGUAUGAUGUUUGAAAAGAAUUUCAACACAAUGAGCUGAUACAAUUAUGUGGUAAAUAUUCUAUAUUGUAUAUAAAGUUUUACGUUGAAUAUGGCUUUAUUGGCAUUAUAUAUUUUUUUUCACAAACGCAAAGACUGCACGAUCAAAAAGACAAUAAAUAAAAUUGAAUUGAGUAUUAGAGUGUUCAAUAUUCAAGUUUAUUUAUAUUUAUCUAUUCCUUUUACUCUGUAGCAUGUAGAGCUAUUUUUGUAUUUUAUGUUUUAGUUUUUUAUAUUAUUACAUGUAUGAAGCUUAUAAUCAUUUACAUGAAAAUAAAUGUUAGUGAAUGACUAAAUGUAACUUCAGCAGAAAUUAUUAUUGAAUACAGUGUAAACAAUUUA